UUGAGGCGUUUUGAAUGUUUUCUUUCGCUUGUCUUUUUAGGAGUGGCCCCUAAGGUUUGCGCCCGCCCGUUUCCCCCCCCCUCCACCAAAAAAUGAAGUGCCGACUCCGACCUCCGAACCCUCACGUGAUGCGCCGAUGGUGAAAUCGCUUCUGAGGAUGGCGACAGAUGGCGAAUGCGUCCGAUCAGCCCGGUUUCCCUCCAAAAACCCCUCCCGUAGUCUGUUUAGAUGACAAAUGACCGUGGUCUGACUCGUUUGCAGACGAUUCGUCUUUCUGGGUAGGGAGAAGAACAUUGUCCCUUUUCUUAAAUACUGUUCUGUACAUGUAUGGCACUACUUCUUGACAGGUUUCAAUUUGAUAAAACGGAUCCGGUCUCUGUUCCCCUGGAUUCCCGUGGUCUGAGGUUCUUCUGGAGAUAGAGAGAGAGAAAGAAAGAGACUGAUAGACAACCAUGGGCGGCGAGCGAAAGAUCAAGUCCGUCGCCAUCAUUGGCGCCGGUGCCGCAGGCGCUGUUACUGCUGCCGCGUUCAAGGCCGAGAACUAUUUCGAGAGGAUCCAAGUCUUCGAACGGCGGGAGUCUGCUGGUGGCACAUGGAUCUACGACCCAAACCCAGCCGAGCUUCCUCCACUUCAGCCUGGAAGCCUUCCGCCGGAUGUCGAUCCCGCUGUGGAGAUCCCGGGCGAGCUGCCCCAGGUCAAGCCUCACAGCCAGCGGGAGAGAUACACCCAGACCCCAAUCUACCGCUCUUUGACCACUAAUGUUCCUGACAUUGCAAUGUCUUUCUCGGACUCAAGGUUCGCCUACGGCCCCUUUGCGCCGCACUGGGUCCCCCGGCAGUACAUCGAGAACUACUUUUCACUGCACAAGACAGACUCCAUUCUGGUACUCAACACCACCGUCGAAGACGUCACCAGGAUCCCGGCAAAGGACAGACCUGAGCAGUGGAGACUGACGCUGCGCAAAUUCGACGCCGCGCGGAAUGUCGACAUCUGGUGGCAGGAGGUCUUUGACGCCGUCGUCCUCGCCAACGGGCACUACUCGGUUCCAUACGUGCCUCAUGUCAAGGGUCUGGACGAGUAUAUCAAGAAGUUCCCGGGCCGAGUGGUCCACUCCAAGACCUACCGCACCCCGGAGUCCUUCACCGGCAAGAAGAUCGUGACCAUCGGCAACUCCGCGUCGGGCCACGAUGUCACGGAAGAGCUGGUCAAGACGGCUCGCACGCCGGUGUUCCAGUCCCGGCGUUCGAAAUCGCGAUGGGACGGUGACGAGCCGCCGCCGGGGAUCGAAUGGAAGCCGGUCAUCAAAGAGUACCACCUGGACGGGCGGAUCGUUUUCGAGGACGGCUCACACCUCGACGACGUCGACCACGUCAUCUACUGCACGGGCUACAAGCCCUCGUACCCAUUCUGGAACUCCGAGGCCAACGGCGGGAGGGCGCUGUACGACUACAAGGAGGGCAAGCUCAUCAAGACGUUUUGGCACACCUUCUUCCAGGAUUUCCAGACGCUCGGCAUCGUCGGCAUGCCGCGGGUCCUGACGUUCCGCAGCUUCGAGUACCAGGCGAUCGCGCUGGCCCGCGUCUUCUCGGGGCGGCACUCGGUCGCGCUGCCGCCCGUCGAGGAGCAGGAGCGCUGGGAGAGGGAGCGGGAGGAGCUGGUCCGCAAGGACGGGCGCAAGUUCCACGACAUCGCGUGGGAGACGGGCGAGACGUUCGAGUGGCUCAACUGGCUGUUCCGGGUGGCGGGCCUGCCCACGCUCCGGGGCAAGGGACGGGCGCCGCCAGUGCUCUCGGAGGAGCUGAUCUGGGCCGUGGAGCACGUCAGGAAGUACGCCGAACCCGGGAACCCCAUCGACGGCGACGAGUCCCAGGAGAAAAAGAAGGAGGAGGAGGCCGAGGUGGCGGGUACGGGGUUCUACGGGGACGGCUACGAGCAUCGCGCCGAGGGACAGAAGGGGAAGUGGCUCUUGGUGCAAAGGCCCAAGAAGGACUUAUUGGGGUUCAUCUAGACUAAGAACAUUUUCUUCUUGGCGAGAGCAGACAUUUUGUAAGUGUAGAUUUUGUUUUGCAUCGCUUCAAAUUUGAACGGCCGUGAUGAAGACUCCGGAUUGGGAGACCCGUUCUGGUGGAAUUGUGCCCGACAAGUCACACGUGCCGUCCUCGAUACCCUGUUGCAUCAACGGUUUUUUUGCAGUACUCGUGAGAUUCAAAAGUAUGGAGGGGUUGUCUAACAGAGCAUUGCCCAUUGAUGACCUAGACAGGGGGGGGGAGGUUGGUUUGGCCUCCGAUAAACCGGAAACAACUAUAAAAAGCUCGAAUCCGAGCAAGAACGUGAUGAUAUCCAAUAGCAUUCCGAACGUCCGCGCAAGGCUCCAAGUUCUCUAGUGUCUAUAGUUUCCCUCCUCGAUCUGUAUUAUCGCUACACCUCGUCACACAUUACUUGUAUAGCCUCGUCACACAUCAUCUCAGAUCGAUCUAUCCGUGUGGUACGUGCUUCUAGGACAGCUAGACGGUCUCGGCUCCCAAAGGCCAGGCCACAUGCAGCCGCCAUUCCACAUCACCUAAUCUUACGCUACAUCUCUU
This is a messenger RNA of Colletotrichum destructivum, 2583 nucleotides long. Its product is annotated as Putative flavin monooxygenase, FAD/NAD(P)-binding domain superfamily. The transcript has 5 exons. The coding region runs from base 453 to 2009 and encodes 518 amino acids. The record is from RefSeq and is a predicted model, not a curated record. NCBI's taxonomy places the organism in Eukaryota, Fungi, Ascomycota, Sordariomycetes, Glomerellales, Glomerellaceae. Gene Ontology annotation, molecular function: N,N-dimethylaniline monooxygenase activity; flavin adenine dinucleotide binding; NADP binding.